GCGAUAGUAUAGCUGGACCAGCGAGGGGAAGUUGAAGCCGCAUGAGAAAGCGUCCAGGCGUUCCUCGUGAUGGCUUCGUACCCUCGUUUCGAUUCUUCUCGACCUGAGGGCUCUGCCGACCUCGUCUCACUUUCAUUACAACCACAUCCUCCUCCUUUGCUCGAGCAUUGCCCGACCUUUCCUCUCAUUCUGAACUUCGUUUGAAACAUCAUAUACCUCUCAAUCUCAAGACUGCGAUAUCACAGCUUGCGUACUAGCCAAUCGUACAUGACAUCCCCACGACCGUGGAAAGGACAACAACGCGCCUCUAGAUCGGGUUAUUCAAGGAAAGUCGAGUGGGCCAAUGCUACUGUGGAUGCUGGACCUAAGAUUGGACGGAGAGAUGUGGCAGAGGGCGAUGGAGGAGAGAACGGGAUCGUACUACCGUUGGACAUGAUAGGAGAUGGGCUCUAUGAAGUAGUCUAUACUGUCGCUAUCAGCGUGGGCCACAAUAAUCAAAACAUGAACAUUCAAGUCGACAUGGGCUCCUCCGACCUCUGGCUUGCAUCAAAACAGUGCAGUUCCUCCGCAUGUUCGUCAAUCAGCGGACAACUCUACGAUCCUUCAACGGGGACGGCGGCGAACAAGCAGUUUAACAUCAAUUAUCUGGAGGGCAGCGUGAGUGGUCCGAUAUAUUGGGAUCAGGUCACAAUUGGAGGGUAUACCGUAUCGAACCAGGCUCUAGCCGCUGCCACAACCGUCGAUUCCGAACCUCUCGGAUACAAUUUCGACGGAAUUCUCGGUCUGGGUCUCCCUCUCAACUCCGUCAUCACCCAACAACUUCCACAAACGACUUCCAACUCGCCCGAUGGUACUGUCCUUGCUAUCAAACUCUUCGGCUCAUCAACCUCUCCGUCCUCCCCAUCAUCCCGCUUCAUUUCGGUCUCGUUCUCUCGCCCAGGCUCCUCAUCACCCUCGUCUUUCCUCGGAAUAGGUCGACAUCCGAGCGAUGUAGUACCAGAUCCUUCCAAGAUCACGUAUACGAGGGUGCUGGCAGGGAACUCGGGUGUCUAUCUCUGGAGGAGUAACGUCAGGGCGCUCAGCGUGUGGGUGGAUGGCCAAGAGAGAGCGAUCACGCUCGGAACGGGCAAGAGUGGCAGUGUGUUUCCGAGCGCGGUGCUGGAUAGCGGGGUGCCUGUGAUCUUGACGAGUACGACAAUUGCGAAUGCAGUCUAUGGGGCGUUAGGUAUAGCGCCAGCGAGCGACGGGAACUACUACGUACCUUGUACUACUCCACUCAACAUGACCAUCACACUCGACAGCCAACCAGCAACAAUCCUCCACCCGCUCGAUCUUACCGCCUAUCCUUUACAAUCCGGCUCCACGUCCACCACUGGCACCUGCAUCGGCCUCAUCCAGACCGCGAACGGGCAGAUGGACAACGCUAAUAAUGGGCUCGACGACUUCAUACUCGGUGUUCCCUUCCUGCGAAACACAUAUACCGUCAUGGCGUACGAAGCUCCCGAUUCGAACGGCAACUUUGGUGGUAGCAAUGCGGGCAGUGCUAUCGAUGCGAGAUUGGGGCUGUUGAGUUUGACGGAGCCGACAACGGCGCUGGACGAGUUUCAUACGGUGCGGGUGUUGAACCAGCCGUUGAGCGGGUCGGGUGGGGCGGGAUCGGCGGCGGGGAGUAGUGCUGGAGAUAAGAAGCUCGGAGCCGGGCUGAUUAUGUUGAUCGCCUUCCUCAGUCUUUUCGGGGCCUGUUUGGGCUUGUUUGGGGUGAGGUGGUGGGUGAAGAGGAGGCGGUGGAAGAGGGUGAAAGAAACGGAUGACGAUGCAGAUAUGUUCGGAACGGGAGGAUAUGUGAGGAUGGGUGCGAUGGGUCGCUCGGGGUACAGCCUAGCUGACUUGCAGGGGACAGGUUCGCUGGCCAGGAGCAGGGACAGGGACAGCGAGUUCGAGAGUUCACCCUUCAUGCGAAGAUCAUCAGGAGACAACUUUGGCCAUGAGAGGUCGCAGAGUAGCGUCAGUGUUACAGAGCCUCUGCUUGCACGAACGAGGAGUGGGUCGAGGAUACAGGUCCACGGUGAAGAUGGUAGCCUUAUCUCCGAUAUGGAUCCUUCGACGGGGACGAUGGGGCCUGUUAUUGUGUCUGCGGGAGAGAAUAGUAUGCAUGCACGAACGGCCAGCAACGGGAGUACAGGGAGUAACGCUUCAUUGAGCGGUACUCGAAGGCCUGGCAGUUCGGUGUCAGGGUUUGGGGAGGGCGUGAAUCCGGGCAUGUUGCUGCCUCCUUCACCUCUAAGUCCGAGGUUUCCGAGAGUUGCGCCUUCGCCACCGCCACUAGAGUAUUCUUGAUUAGACAAUGUCUCGGUGCUUUCUUUCUCUACUGCUACGUCUUCUCUCCUAUGCCGUCUCAUACUCAUAUAUCAUGAUACAUCCUAUUCUUACUGGGGAGGGCGAAUUUAUCAUUAGCUCUCACCUCAUCGACCAUCAUUCAUCCGUCUGUCGUUAUCCGUAUUCGUCGCUGCUAUUGUCCUCGUUUUCGUUUUCUCUAUACUCCAUCAUCAUCAUCAUCCCCCCCUUUUUUUUGCCAUGACCUCGAUAUCUUAUCGAUUACUUUCAUCCCCACUGGAACACCGUAUCAACCUCUUCGGACUCGCUUACUGAUCCAGAAUAUUACUGUCGACAG
Molecule: messenger RNA, 2671 nt
Organism: Stereum hirsutum FP-91666 SS1
Lineage: Eukaryota; Fungi; Basidiomycota; Agaricomycetes; Russulales; Stereaceae
Product: acid protease
Exons: 5
Coding region: 268-2337 (689 amino acids)
Biological process (GO): proteolysis
Molecular function (GO): aspartic-type endopeptidase activity
Source: RefSeq, a predicted model, not a curated record